GGUACAUAGUAGGUAACGAAGUCAAAAAUCGUGUCACUCGGAAGCCAAGAUGUCCGGGAAGCUCUCCUAUCUACAAAACUUCUACCAUCGUACCAUGCGGGACGUCGGGAGCCGGUCACUUUCCAUAAUUUCGCACCGCCUCGAAUAGACGUGCAUUGAAGAUCGAGACGAGUUGAAGAGGGCAAGGUAGGAAGUUGUUGGAUUAUAAAAAGAGCUUUCAGGCGCUUCUCCGAGUUCUUCUCAGAGGACAACACAAACACCUCUUCUAAACAUUCUGAACAAUAUUCUAGCCUUUGGAUCGCGACACAACUUCAAACAUGUCGCCCAAGUCGAAGCAACCCCAGCCAGCGCAUGGCUCUCAUGGCUCGCAUGGCUAUGAAUUCGGCGGACCAUUCGGUACCGCUGCCAUCACGUUUGGUCUUCCCGUCCUCUGCUACAUCUUCGCCUUUGGAUGUAACGAUAUUUCCGGUUGCCCUGCGCCGUCGCUUUUAAGUCCAAAAACUUUAUCUAUCGAGCAAUUGAAGGCUGAGGUGGGAUGGCCCGAGAACGGUAUCUUAGGUCUGGCUAGCUGGGAGGCUACCGGCUGGACUCUGGCAUACUAUUUCUUCAGCGCUCUUCUAUACCGUAUUCUCCCUGCUACCGAAGUUGAGGGUACGGAGUUGUCGUCGGGUGGAAGACUGAAGUACAGGUUCAACGCCUUUUCCUCGCACAUGUUCACCCUCUCUCUCUGCCUUGCCGGUACUGUUGCACAGGGGGCCGAGUUUCCCGUAUGGACCUUUAUUACCGACAACUACAUACAGAUUCUGACCGCCAACAUCCUCAUUGCUUACGCACUUGCAGCGUUCGUCUACGUCCGUAGCUUUUCUGUGAAGCCGGGUAACCCUCAGUUUCGACAGCUCGCCGAGGGUGGCUGCUCUGGUAACCUGAUCUACGAUUUCUAUAUGGGACGGGAGCUCAACCCUCGUGUUACCCUUCCAAUCAUCGGUGAGAUUGAUAUCAAGGAGUGGAUGGAGCUACGCCCCGGUAUGCUUGGCUGGAUCCUUUUAAACUGCGCUUUCAUCGCUAAGCAGUACCGUACCUUUGGCUACGUGACUGACAGCAUUGUCUUCAUCGCCAUCGUACAGACCGUUUAUUGUUUGGAUGCGGUGUACAUGGAACCCGCUAUUCUUACGACCAUUGAUAUUAUCAACGAUGGUUUCGGCUUCAUGCUGUCCUUCGGAGAUCUCGUCUGGGUUCCCUUUAUUUAUAGCCAGCAAACACGGUACCUAUCUACACACCCAGUGACUCUCGGUUGGCUAGGUAUUGCGGGGGUUUCCAUUCUCCUGAUUGCGGGUUUCGGUAUCUUCCGGUUAAGCAACCUCCAAAAGAACAUCUUCCGCACUAAUCCUAGCGACCCGCGUGUUGCGCAUAUCAAGUACAUCGAGACCAAGACAGGUUCGCGACUGAUGACGUCGGGCUGGUGGGGUGUCGCGAGACACAUCAAUUAUCUCGGUGAUUGGCUGCAGUCGUGGCCGUAUGCUUUGCCUACUGGUUUUGCCGGAUAUGUCAUCCUACCACCUGGCAGCAAUGUUGAAGGUGCUAUCAAGACACUCGACGGGAGGGAAAUAAUACAAGGCCCAGCCAAGUAUUGGGGUAUGAUUUUCACAUACUUCUACGUUGUCUACUUUGCUGUCCUUCUAAUUCAUCGCGAUGGCCGAGACGACGAGAAGUGUGCGAAGAAGUACGGAGAGGACUGGGAGAAGUACAAGAGCAUUGUAAAGUACAAGAUUGUACCAGGUAUCUACUAGGUCUAUCUAAGUACCUAGGUUAAGAAGAAGAUACGACUGUAUAUACGGGUAGGUAAAUAGUUCAGAUACAGUGAUAGAGUUAUAGAACCUUAGUGGGGGGGAGUUGAAAAAGAAAAGGGGGUGGAAUAGGGGAAAAUACCUAUGUAAUGUAUAUUAACUAACUAUUCUCAACUUAGGUCCA
This is a messenger RNA of Daldinia vernicosa, 1968 nucleotides long. Its product is annotated as ERG4/ERG24 ergosterol biosynthesis protein. Gene Ontology annotation, cellular component: endoplasmic reticulum membrane. Gene Ontology annotation, biological process: ergosterol biosynthetic process. The transcript has 3 exons. Bases 318 to 1787 code for a protein of 489 amino acids. Lineage: Eukaryota; Fungi; Ascomycota; Sordariomycetes; Xylariales; Hypoxylaceae. The record is from RefSeq and is a predicted model, not a curated record. Gene Ontology annotation, molecular function: Delta14-sterol reductase activity.